Mycotypha africana is the source of this 2288-nucleotide messenger RNA. Its product is annotated as ribonuclease H-like domain-containing protein. Lineage: Eukaryota; Fungi; Mucoromycota; Mucoromycetes; Mucorales; Mycotyphaceae. Bases 117 to 1961 code for a protein of 614 amino acids. Gene Ontology annotation, biological process: TRAMP-dependent tRNA surveillance pathway; nuclear polyadenylation-dependent CUT catabolic process; nuclear polyadenylation-dependent antisense transcript catabolic process. The record is from RefSeq and is a predicted model, not a curated record. Gene Ontology annotation, molecular function: 3'-5'-RNA exonuclease activity; nucleotide binding; nucleic acid binding. Gene Ontology annotation, cellular component: nuclear exosome (RNase complex); nucleolus. The transcript is spliced from 3 exons.
ACCGCCGGUUAAAGAAGACUUCGUUGUAAAGUCACAGCAGCUACACAAAUGUGCACUUAAAAGAAAAUCCUUUGAUUCUUACUUUUUAAUAAAUCAGAUCAACUUAUAAAAACAACAUGUCAGCUCAACAAGCAGUACCUGAUGCAGUUCAGGAUUUUCAAGCUUUCAAGGAUUCUUUAUAUAAAGCUCUAAUCUCUGCUACCAAUGCUGCUAAUCAAAUCUCCAUGGAAGAUUAUGGUUUUCAUAGAUCACUCGACAUGGCAUAUUCUAAAGAUCUUGAUCAAGCUGGUAUUACUAGCUUGAGCUUGGGCAAUACGUUAUUGAAUCAUUGUGCUUUGGAUUGCGCUGUUGAUGUUACCGAAUUUGAGGAUGAGAAUGAUGUGGUUGAUCGUUAUGGAUCAGUUAUUGAUGUUUGUGACAGUUUACUGGAAAAGGCUGAUUUUUGUUUUGACGAGAUGACAGGCGCAGGCAAAUCUAAAGAAAUGAAGCAGACAGCGCCCGAAAUUACACAAAUAAGGGCAAAGGGAAAAUUGGAUCUUAAUCUACUACAUGCAAAUAAUAUUAUCCGUCCUCAACUCAAAUUCAAAGAUAAAAUUGACAAUUCCAACUCUACUCCCUUUAUGCGAAAAAUUAAAUAUAAACCACACGCUUUGGUUCCACUCGAUUCCAAUAUUGAAUCUGAAGAUAGAUCACUACCGCAUCCUUACAAGUAUGAAAUUACCCAUAUUGAAUAUCCUAAACAAAUGUUUGAAAUACACGAUCCCGAGCCAUAUCAACCCUUUGAUACCACUACCGCCACUUGGGUCGACAACGACGAAACGUUGAAGGUGAUGAUGGAUCAUCUCGAGGACCACGAAGAAAUUGCUGUCGAUUUGGAACAUCACAACUUUCGUAGUUACCAAGGUUUUACCUGUCUGAUGCAAAUUAGUACGCGUGAUCGAGACUUUAUUGUGGAUACAUUGGAAAUACGCGAUAAGUUAUGGCAAUUGAACGAAUAUUUUGCCAACCCUAACAUUGUGAAAGUAUUUCAUGGUGCGGAUUGGGAUAUACAAUGGUUGCAGCGUGACUUUGGUCUCUACGUUGUAAACCUAUUUGAUACCUAUUUCCCUACGAAAGUGCUCAACUUUCCUCACCAUGGUCUGCAGUACCUCUUAAAGAAGUAUUGCGAUUUCGACACUGACAAGAAAUAUCAAUUGGCUGACUGGCGUAUUCGACCGCUUCCUGAGGAAAUGCUAAGUUACGCUCGCUCAGAUACACAUUUUCUCUUGUUUAUUUAUGACAAUCUACGUAACGAGCUUUUGAACAACUCAACCUCCGCUGAUGGUAAUCUUGUAAAGUUUUGUCUGGAAAAAUCUCAAGAAGUCGCCCUGCGCACAUAUGAAAAGCCCGUAUAUGAUUCUGUAUCAGGAGAAGGGCCCGUGGGGUGGAAGAAUUUAUUGUCAAAAUGGAAAUUUGCCUUGAACACUCAACAAGAUGCCGUCUUUAAAGCACUCCAUUCAUGGCGUGAUCAUACAGCCAGAGAUGAAGAUGAAUCCACUCGUUACGUUUUACCAAAUCAUAUGCUAAUGACUUUGGUAGAACGUAUGCCAACGGAUAGCAGUGGUGUUAUUGGUUGCUGUAAUCCUUGUCCACCCUUAGUAAGAAUGAACGCACAAGCAUUAGGAUAUAUGAUAUUGAAGGCAAAGAUGGAUGCACUUCAAGUGGAAAAAGAAGAGGAUGCGGUUAUGGAAGACACAACAACUGCAACCAGUAAGACAGCGAACUCAUCAGUUACAACUGCAGUACAUAAUGAUGGUGCAGUGACAACAACGAUGGACGUACAGCAAGUGAAACGACGUAUGCGUCAUGAUGAAGAUCCUGAGCUUUUUGAUUUGGGAAGAGUGAAGAAACAAAGACUAGCAAUUAUCGAAGACCCUCAUUGGAUUAAACAAAAAUCUGACUUAUUCGGUGAUAAUUGGUAGUAACAGCCUAUUCUGCACUAUUUACUCUCAUUUUUAUGUAUAAACUUUCCAUGAUAAUGUAAUUUACCAAAAGAAAUAAAUUCCUAUCAUCUUUUUCACAUUGAAAGCCACGAGUGACUAUGAAGGUACACUCCUGACAGUAGUACUUUUAAACUUCAUAUUCAAUAUAAAAACCCGAUUUUCGUUAUCAUUGGCACCAUUGUUCCUAUUCAGAUGCAUAAAAAUUGAACCACUCCAAAGCUUUCUAUUUGAUCGGCGUUUGAAACGUAAAAUCUGUCAGCAGUCCAUUUUGCUUGUAUUUUUUUUUCUCUCUAUCUUUCACGUAGU